Messenger RNA from Cyclospora cayetanensis, 1794 nucleotides. RefSeq lists its product as uncharacterized. Bases 1 to 1794 code for a protein of 597 amino acids. Gene Ontology annotation, cellular component: cytoplasm. Gene Ontology annotation, molecular function: protein serine/threonine kinase activity; ATP binding. NCBI's taxonomy places the organism in Eukaryota, Apicomplexa, Conoidasida, Eucoccidiorida, Eimeriidae. Gene Ontology annotation, biological process: protein phosphorylation. The transcript has a single exon. The record is from RefSeq and is a predicted model, not a curated record.
AUGAAAGCCUCCAUAUUUUUUUCAGGAGUCCUGACUCCUGCCCUAGUUUUAGGCAUUCAACCAGCGCAAUUCUUCACGGAAGACGCCUCUCCUGUUCUGGUAAUGCAAGAUCAUGAGCCUUCAUUUUUGGAAGGAGCGCACUAUGUGCGAGCAUUGCGUGCAGCUAGACUGGGUGCACAAGCUGCCCAGAGACAUGCAGUGAAUCUUCCUCCCGCAAACCAGCCGCCGGGGGGAGCCACGCGUUUAAGAACCCCUGGGGGUCUGUUGGGACCACAACCAGGUGCUCGCCGCUACCCGCUCGUUGAAGCCAAGCCUGCUGUGCGAGCAACACCACAUGUCUAUCUUCCGAGAAUGCAGCCAAGGGUCAUUAGUGUCCUUGGGCCAAAGUAUAGCCCUUUCCGUAUUCCUCCAGCAAUCCUCUCUAAGCCUCUUUCUCCGGCUGUGGGUAUGAACGCGGCCCGUCACCUACAUACGACUUCUCCGCUGCAGGGGGAACGGGGCACAUCGGAUACCCCACCGGAGCAAGACGCGCCUACUCAACAGGUUGUAAAGGUAGAAGACCUCCGGAAUGAGCUUGCUGAUGCCGUGAAACACAAUGCGAAAGUUCUAGAUGACUACGAUACCCGUCAUAGGCCUCCUGAAGCUGCUGCGUUUGAGGCUAGCUUCCGGCUUGCUUUGCAGAGCAUGAAUCCUGGCGUCCCCAAGGGGACAGUUGUCUUGCGCGAUCUGAAAGAGUGUAAUUCUGAUCAAAUACUUGUUUCGCAAUGCAACGCAAAACUGGGAAAAGUACUGGGGAGAGGUGGUAACGGAUUAGUGGUCGAGGUGAUGGUGGAAGAUACGAACACUCAAAAGAUCCUUGGAGUUCAGAAGUUUGCAGUAAAGUUUAUUUAUUUCGAGGGAAAACCUGGAAUCCCCGCUGACCGGACUGUGGAAUUUGCUAAAUCAGUAGUAUCUGGUUCUCUGGAAGAGGAGCUGGCUUCAGUUGGGAAGGUAGUUGACACGGUACGUGCGAAUGGCCAUCGAUCCCCAACUGCAAGCAUAUCCCGCGAAAACAGAUGGUCAUUGCCACUCUUCGAGGCCGUUGUAGGAGACAGUGCAGGGGCGAUUUGUCACAUUGAGAAUCUUUUUUUUUCGGGUAGAGUACUUUUAUCAGAGCAAAUGCUGGGGGAUGCAACCAACAUCUUGGAGCACAAUAUAUCGGGUGCACCGACGCUUAACCUAUCCAUGGGUGCACGAGAGUACCUUUGCAAACAAUUCCUUUUCUCACUUCAAAAACUACAUGCACUGGGCCUUGUCCACUUCGAUGUAAAGCCCCAAAACAUCCUAAUUUCUAGCAGCGGAGAAGCGCACGUUGCGGACUUUGGGGCCGUUGAGAAGGAAGGUUUCUGGCGACCAUGCCGAUCUGGGGUAACUCCUCUCUACGCAGAUCCAACACAAGCAGAGUGUAUAUUGAGAGAUGGUAGGAUGAACGCUGAUCCACUCUUUGAUUCGUGGUCGGCGGGGGUCACAGUCUUUCAAAUUCUAACGAACGGGAAUUUGCCGUUUGGCCUUACUCCUCAUGGCAACGUUCUAGCAAAACUCGUGGUUUUGGAUAAGUCAAGAAACACGAGCUACGGAAGCCCAUUUCCGAUGAGCUCACCGGAAGAGGCAAAUGCGAAGAAGCUUCGGGAGGCUGGUGCCAGCGAGCCGGCGAUCAGAAUUGUUCAAGGCUUGCUCCAACACAAGAAGUUUUUGAGACGGCAGGUGAGUGAGGCCCUUGAGGAGAACCCUGAUUGGCUGGAGGGCAAGGAGUAA